CAACGACUUAGAUUGACUGACCGUCUUCCUUCCCCGCUAUUUGUUUAAGCGCGGUACCUUCCAAUGGGACCGACGAUUCUGUUAUUCAAGCUGCACACAAAGAAGCUGACAAAGGAAAGAAAACGCCAAGUUCAUGACCACUGCUGCAACGAACCAGAUGGAGACUGAGAACAAGAGUCGAGAGCUGAAGCAUUUAUGGCUUGUGAGGAUCGCUGCGAUUCACACGCUGGCUUGCGUGUCGAAUCUCUACGAGUGCGCGAAGCAGAACUCGGGUUCGUUGAGAUCCACUGUCGGGACUGUGGAGGGUGCUGUCACCACCGUUGUGGGUCCUGUCUACGCGAAGUUUAAGGGCGUCCCUGAGGAUCUUCUUGAGUUUGUUGAUAAAAAGGUGGAUGAUGCUACUCAUAAGCUUGAUGAGCAUGCCCCACCUCUUGUCAAGCAAGUUGCUAGCGAAGCCCAAACCUUUGUGCAAAAGGCAUCAGAGAAGGCACAGAAACUUGUUAUUGAAGCUCGGACAGGAGGCCCGCGUGCUGCAUUCAAUUAUGCUGCAACAGAGUCUAAGCAGUUCAUCUUGGUUCAAUCUGUUAAGUUGUGGAUUAAACUAAACAACUAUCCCCAGGUUCACUCUGUGACAAAAAUGGCUGUGCCCACUGCGGCCCACUUGUUGGAGAAGUACAAUAAUGUAGUGAAGGCCAUGGCGCAGAAAGGUUAUCCAAUCUUUGGUUAUAUUCCAUUGGUUUCUGUUGAUGAUAUAGGGAAAGCAUUCAAACAAGCUGAAGCAGGGAAUAAGGAAGAUACUCCUUCACAUGAAUCAGAAUAAAGUGUUCCCGUUGUUUAGCAGGUUUCCUUACCCUUUUUUUCUUCUGCUUGCAACCUGCUACCAGAGGAGCCGCAGCCCUCAGGACUUAAGGAGGAGUAGGGACUAUGACUGCCUCAUAUAUGCUUGCACGAGAGCAAUUGGUUAUACUGGAAAUAUAUUUGUAUGAUUUGUGUUGAAGGUAUAUAGUUUUUGGGAAGUGGCCAUGACUUGUGAGCUAGAUGAUGUGAAUUCUUGAGCUAAAGUUUGUUUGCUGUGACAUGAAUUGAGAGAUUGACCUAUGAUGGAAGAUGUUUUAUUUUUCUCUUUGACCAAUAAGCAAACCCCGGAAAGACGUCAAGUCAGUAAGGGAGCACUGUGGCUGCUAACAAUCGAACUGAACUUUAACGUUUGAUUUCUGUUGUUGCACUGUUGGUUAUAGUGCUAACAUUGGCGAUUUGUUUAGCUUCUUGAGA
Messenger RNA from Tripterygium wilfordii, 1272 nucleotides. Its product is annotated as REF/SRPP-like protein At1g67360. Lineage: Eukaryota; Viridiplantae; Streptophyta; Magnoliopsida; Celastrales; Celastraceae. The record is from RefSeq and is a predicted model, not a curated record. The coding region runs from base 134 to 820 and encodes 228 amino acids. The transcript has 4 exons.